This is a messenger RNA of Eimeria tenella, 374 nucleotides long. RefSeq lists its product as uncharacterized. The transcript has 3 exons. Lineage: Eukaryota; Apicomplexa; Conoidasida; Eucoccidiorida; Eimeriidae. The record is from RefSeq and is a predicted model, not a curated record. Gene Ontology annotation, molecular function: oxidoreductase activity, acting on the CH-OH group of donors, NAD or NADP as acceptor. Gene Ontology annotation, biological process: mannitol metabolic process. The annotation marks the transcript as partial.
AUGGUAAUUCAAUUUGCUUCAGAAGUGGAUGUUGAAAUGGCCGCCUGGAUCAGCAAAAAUGUCUCCUUCCCCUGCACCAUGGUAGACCGCAUCACCCCAGCCACCAGCAGCGAACACGUGGCCCUUCUCGCAGAGGACUACGGCGUGGGGGACAAGUGGCCGGUGGUGGCCGAGGAAUUCCGGCAGUGGGUGAUAGGGGAGAACUUCUGCAACGAGCGCCCCUUUCUGGAAGCCGUCGGCGCAGUCUUCACCAAAGAAGUUGAACACUUCGAAACCCUCAAACUCCAACUCCUCAACGCCGCCCACAGCGCCCUCGCCUACCCCGCCCUUCUCCUCGGCUACCGCUUCGUCGACGAGGCCCUCACGGACGUCAG